GAGCCGGGAAGUUUGAACGCUCGUCGGGGAGGUGCGGCUACAUGCGCCUCCGCUGUUCGCUUCGCUUCGUUUCGCGUCCCCUAGGCCCGUUCAACGGUUCGGCCUGUUCGCUUCGGCCUGCCCGCCGCUCCGUGCACUCCCCGUCUUCCUCGUCGCGGAUUGUGUGCUUGUUUUAUAUUUUUUGGUAUUUUGAAACAAGCUUUCACCAUGGCUGUGGGAGACUAUGAUGAACUUCUCAAAUAUUAUGAAUUAUAUGAAACUAUUGGGACAGGUGGCUUUGCAAAGGUUAAGCUUGCCCGCCAUAUUCUCACUGGAGAAAAGGUAGCGAUAAAAAUCAUGGACAAGAAUACUCUAGGGAAUGAUUUGCCUCGUGUGAAAACAGAGAUUGAUGCUAUGAAGAACCUAAGUCAUCAACAUAUUUGUCGUCUUUACCAUGUACUUGAGACUGACAACAAAAUAUUUAUGGUUAUGGAGUAUUGCCCUGGAGGAGAGCUGUUUGAUUAUAUAAUUGCCAAAGAUCGUCUCUCGGAGGAGGAAACACGUAUCUUCUUCCGUCAGAUUGUGUCAGCUGUUGCUUAUGUACAUAGUCAGGGUUAUGCUCAUAGGGACCUUAAACCAGAAAACUUGCUGAUUGAUGAAUACCAUAAAUUGAAGUUGAUUGACUUUGGUCUUUGUGCAAAGCCCAAAGGUAACAAGGAUUACCAUCUACAGACAUGUUGUGGGAGUCCAGCUUAUGCAGCCCCUGAACUAAUUCAAGGCAAAUCCUAUAUUGGAUCAGAGGCAGAUGUUUGGAGCAUGGGAAUUCUCUUAUAUGCACUACUAUGUGGAUUUCUACCAUUUGAUGAUGAUAAUGUCAUGGCUUUAUAUAAGAAGAUCACUCGAGGAAAAUAUGAUAUUCCAAAAUGGUUGUCUCCUGGCAGUAUUCUACUUCUUCAACAAAUGCUGCAGGUGGACCCAAAGAAACGGAUUUCUGUGAAACAUCUGCUGAGCCACCCCUGGAUCAUGCAAGAUAACUUGUGUCCUGUUGAAUGGCAGAGUAAAUAUCCAUGUGGACGUCUUGAUGAAGACUGUGUUGUAGAACUUUCAGUAUAUUAUAAACACAACAGACAAUUAAUGGAAGACUUAAUUUCAUUGUGGCAAUAUGAUCAACUUACAGCUACUUAUCACCUACUUCUUGCUAAGAAAUCUCAUGGAAAACCAGUUCGAUUAAGGCUUCCAUCUGUCAGUGGAGAACAAACAAGUGCUCCUUCCUUCAAAGAACUACAGCUCACAAAGCAAUGGACGGAAUCAAACGAUGUGGAAUCUAAGCCAUUAACUCCAAUAUUGUGCAGAGCAGCCACAAAGAAAUUGGAGAACAAAGAAAAUGUGUGCAUGCCUAAGUCUGCUGUGAAGGAUGAAGAACACUUUGUGCUGCCUGUUCCAAAGACUCCUGUUAGCAAGAGCAUGCAUGAAAGAGGAAUAUUAACUGUACCAAAUCCUCCUGCUCCUUGCAAAGAGAGAAAUCAGUGCAAGGAAGAAAUACAGAUUAGAACUAUAAACACAGAGAGAACAAAGGAAUUACCAACAGCCGUUAUUAGUCCUGAGAGACGAUGCCGUUCAGUGGAAUUGGAUCUUAAUCAAGCACAUAGAGACAGUCCUCAAAAGAGAAAAGGAACCAAGAUGUUUGGAAGUCUUGAAAGGGGAUUGGAUAAAAUGAUUACAAUGCUCACUCCAAACAAGAAGAAAGGAUCUUCUAGAGAUGGGCCAAGAAGGCUAAGGGUUCACUAUAAUGUGACCACAACCAGAUUAGUGAAUCCAGAUCAACUCUUGGCUGAAAUAAUUUCUGUCCUUCCAAAAAAGCAUGUUGACUUUGUGCAGAAGGGCUAUACACUGAAGUGUCAGACACAGUCAGAUUUUGGCAAAGUGACAAUGCAGUUUGAGCUAGAAGUAUGCCAACUUAGCAAACCUGAGGUGGUGGGUAUCAGGAGGCAAAGGCUUAAGGGUGAUGCUUGGGUUUACAAGAGAUUAGUCGAAGACAUCCUUUCUAGCUGCAAGGUGUAAUUGAUGCAUGGUUUGUAUAGCCUGCGGGCUAAAUGUGGAUGUUAGACUACUCCACUGAGACCAUGGCUUGAUCAGUUUGAAUUUUAGUCCAUUGGAGCCAAAAAUGUAUCCAAAAAGGAUUGUUGUAAGAACCAAUGUCUUUUUUCUUUUUAAACGUAAGACAUUUUAUGUAUGAAUUUAAGGCAAUCCCAUCUGUUGUUAUACAUUACUGUCUUUUUUAAUCAUGUACCUUUGCAUAUUAAUAACUGUUGACUUUGUUAUUUUCACUUCCUUUUGUGAAUGUGAGCCUGUAACUAUGCCUUUGAUGUGCAGUUUCUUUCUGGAAUAAAACAACUUAAUGAAUAAAGCA
Messenger RNA from Phascolarctos cinereus (koala), 2389 nucleotides. RefSeq names its product maternal embryonic leucine zipper kinase (gene MELK). The record is from RefSeq and is a predicted model, not a curated record. Gene Ontology annotation, biological process: intracellular signal transduction; protein phosphorylation. Gene Ontology annotation, molecular function: ATP binding; protein serine/threonine kinase activity. Gene Ontology annotation, cellular component: cytoplasm. NCBI's taxonomy places the organism in Eukaryota, Metazoa, Chordata, Mammalia, Diprotodontia, Phascolarctidae.